UCUUUAGUUUUGGACGGAUGUUUUACCGAGUCUUCGGUGAAUUGUUGUAUUUAUCGCGCUGUACAACACCGUAAUUAAUCGUGAAAAAAAGCUUAUAAAUACUGUAAGCGAUGUAACGAUUAACGACAAGUUCAACGUUAUCUAUGCCCCUGGUGAUUAUUGACAAGAAAAAUGAUUGUGUUUACAUCCAAGUUUGAAGUGAGCUUUUCUGUAUUCCUGUCACACUGAGCCUUUAAGAAACCGAUGAAAUUGAAAGCGGUGCAUGCAGGCAUCAUCGCACCCGCUGGCCCUCUCAAUCCCCAGCAGUUGACAUAAGUAAUAAAUUAAAACCCAAAGAGUAGCCAGUAAAGCCUUCAAGACGUCGACCCAGCCAGCGAGCAAAUCAACAAGUGGGGCGGCUGGAAGCUGCGGUACCGAGGUUAAAGACUCCCCGGGGCCGUUGCCUGCGCCACCGCCAUCCACUUCACCACCGCCGGUCCACCAUCCAGCCCUAAAUGCUGGAGUUGUCGAGCCCGAGGUAGAUAAACUUACAAAUCAACCCAAUUGUGUGGACACCACCGUGGAGGACACAGUGGUCGGUGGAAAUGGCGACGACGAAGCUGUUAAAACUGAGACCACCAUGAGUUUGCAAACAACCACUGACACUGACCAACCCUCGAGGCCAGCCACACCACCACCACCAGCACCACCACCAGCAGCAGCAAUAAUGUCGGGGAGUGUGGUGGUAACGAACAAGGCGACUGUGGUCUACCCGAUAAACCAAGUCAAAGUUCAGCCCCAAUUGAGUGCAAAGCCUCGUUCUGCGAGUCCUGGAGUCAUCACAAGUGCAGGAAAAUUAGCGAUGAUCCCUGGUAACAACAAGAUCCCAAUGGAGGGCCAGAAAACCUGCCCUGCAGGCACCAUAACUCCAAUUCUAGCCACACGAAUCAUACCCCAGAGGGUGCCUGGUGUUCAGCAGCACACAGUGACGACUUCCUCGUCGAUAACUCCCCAAUCAAAAAUUGUCAUCAACAAUGCAGUGACUUCUGGCCAGAUUCCAAUAACCUACGAAGCUGUUCAAGUAGCCAAUCACCAGCAAACAGCCAUAAUCCAAGGCAUCCAGCAGAUUCAAACACUCCCCACAGGCACCGUGAAAACAGUAUCAUCGAACAUCACAGGAGUCUCCAAUCUCCACAGAAUCCAAACAAACGCUAAAGGACCACCUGUCAAUUUCCAGAAGGUCAAGACAAUUACGAGUGUGAGUAAUCAGACGACAGUUGUUUCCAAGAAUUUAGUUUCACGGAUUCAAGUACCAAAAUCACAGAUCACUAACGCUGUACAUCAGAUAACACCGAUGACUGUUAAUCAAGUUAUAACGAGUGUCAAUAAUGCUCCAAGAUUUCAGCCGAAUGCAACGAUAACUGUGCAAAAAUCACAGGUGAGCAGUCAGCGAUUGAAUCCAGGAAACGGUGAGAAUCAUCAGAAUAACAAGGCUCAGGGCAUUCAGUCACAGGCCCAGAAAGUGGCUGGACCGUCCCAGAAGGCACAAAAUGUUCCAAGACAACAGUCGCAAUCCCAACAAAAAAUGAACAGUAUGAAGAAGGGAGCUGUAGCUGGCCUACAAAAAGCUCCGAUUCAGAACCACCAGGGGUUGACUAAUGCACAAGCCUCAGCAACAAUGCCUGGAAAUCAGAGUCGAAGCCUGGGAGCGCCUGGAAAUAUUCUGAAAAGUGAUAAUAGUAAUAGUACCAGUAAUUCACAAUUGAACGUGACAAAAACAUCACAUGCAGCUGUCACGGUUGUCAGUAAAAAUCAGACUGUUGUUCAGCAGAUUAUUCCCCAGGGACAGCCACAGCAGCAGAUUAUUCAGAAACAGCUGGGGGGAGGUGCGCAGAGAAUUCAGGGAAAUGUUAAUAUACAGCCGAAGGUUAAUGUUGUGACGCAGGGCUUGACGAGUUUGCCGGUGAAUGCAAAGGGUUCGACGAUUAUAAAUGCCAAGAUUCAGCAGUCACAGCAGCAGAUGCUACUGAGAUUGGAGCCGGGGAAGAGUCCAGCUGGGAAUAUUCAGGGGAGUGUGAAGACAAUCGCGCAGAAGGGGAAUGUGAUGAAGAAUUCACCGAUUGUGGCGCAGCAGUCCCUCCAGAGAAACACGACAGUUCAGCCAGUGAAAAUAAUCCAGCAGGGAGGGCAGAGUUAUCCAGCUGGUUAUCCUCAGGGGGUCCCCCAGAAGCAACCUGGAUGCAUCAAGACCAUUCCGGCGCAGAAGCCACAGCAGAGGAGUCAGGUACAGUCGAAACCUGGAAUAAAAACAUCACUCAACACCAAUAUGAACACCUUGAAGACCAUUGGCACAGCCAAUACAACAGUGAUAACCCAGAAAUCCAGUAUAAAAACACUGCUUCCACAUCAACAGAAUACUUCCAGUGUUGUCGUCCAGAAGAGCCAACCGAUUAAGAUUCAGUCGACUAAUCUCCAGCAGAAGCAGCUGUUUGUGGCUUCGCAGUUUGCUGGACAGCAGCACCAGCAGGGCCAACAGCAAGUGAGGCAUGGACAGAUAAAGACUAUUUUACCUGUUACUUUGGCGUCAGAGAUACGCAAAGAGAUGGAAUCUAAAAUUGAACCCGAGAGCCAAAUGGUUGUGAGAGGCGAGUAUGAGGAAGAGGAGCUUAAAGCUGUGCAACACUCACCAGUUCGCAGAAUGCCCCUUCCAUAUGAGUGCCUCCAGUUUGUCCUCCAGGACCACAACUACGGAGCGCCGCCCCCACGAACGCCGCCGCCCUCCUCACCGCCCCUGAAACAACAACCGAUAAACAACGGGACAGGCCCAGCCCUCCCGCACCAGUCAUUCAUCUACAACCAGGGUGUCCCAAUAACCACCAACACAGCAGACGACGCAGCGAGUGCAAUCAGCAGUGAGCCAGGCAGAGAAGUCGAGCCCGAGGGUGAGGAGACUGAAACAGCCCCCGAGGGUGAGGGCGACGAGGAGGACAGCAUAACCCGCUGCAUCUGCGAAUUCGAGCACGACGACGGCUACAUGAUCUGCUGCGACCGUUGCCUUGUGUGGCAGCACGUCGACUGCAUGGGCAUCGACAGAUCGAACAUCCCUGACGAGUACCUCUGCGAGAUCUGUCGUCCGCGUCGAGUGGAUCGUCAACGAGCCCGCACCCUCCAGAUGCGAAAACGCGAGGAACUCCUGAACUCCGACACCUCCUCGGACACCUCCUCGACGUCCUCAGCCGACACGAACGUCCCCGCGCCCCCAAACCCCAAAAAACGAAACAUCCAGCAAUCACGAAAGAAGGCAGAAACACCAUCGCAAACCCGAAGGCUAAAUAACAACAACAACGAGAGCAACAGCAACCACAAUGCCCUGAGCACGACCCCCAUCGCCACAAUUCCACCGACACCCAACACAACUCCAAGCUCCGACAUCGCGAGUGCUCUGACAGCGAACACAACAGCCUCGAACCCCACGAGCAACAGCAACAACAACACGACCACAAACAACAACAACGUGACCAAGAGGCCUGGCAGACGAGAGCAAAAUCCCCGACAAUCGAGUGUCCAAUCGAGAAAGAAGGAGGCAGUGAAACGUGGUCCUGGCAAGAGAAAAGGGAAGCGCAGACGAAGCAUAAACGACGACGACGAGAAUCACGAGUCCUGGGGAUCGACAGUGGUGCCCCUGAGACAGUGGAUCGAGCGAUACGAGGAGGCAGUGACGAACCACUACAGUCCAGAAUUGAGAGCGAGAAUAUGGAGCAUCAAAGUCAAUGGCACCCACGGUGACUCCAGACAGAAUAACAAUAACAUGAGUGCAGUGGCUAGUGGCAAGUGUCGAGUUAAUGUUCACAGUAAUAACGUCAAGUAUCUGAUGGCGACCAUGUAUUUGCCCCCUAAUACACCAGUUGUUGAGCUACGAGGGAAGUACAUGCUUAGUGCACAGCACAGGCCAGCCCAUCAUGGCCAGGGGAGACAGCACGCCCAGCGUCCUGGGCCAUUUGUGUUCUUCUACCGAUUGCCACGUGACGAGACUGAGGUGUGUGUUGACACAAGGACAUAUGGGAAUGACGCGAGAUUCGUGAGACGAAGUUGCACACCCAAUGCCGAGGUGAGGCACUGCAUCGAGAAGGGGACACUUCAUCUGUACAUCGUGACGACUUCGGCGAUCGAUAAAAAUGCGGAGAUAACGAUUCGUCACGAGCAGCACAAUCUCCUGAUGUCGCCGAAUAGUUCAAAUACGAAUUCCGUUGGGAAUUCAACGCUACCACUGGCGUGUGCCUGUGGCAAUCCUCGAACCUGUCAGAUUGCUUCGGUCGUGGUGGGACAGGUGGGCCCGACGAGGAGGAGCAGCAGUGGUGCCUCUGCGGAUAAUUCAGACGGUCGAGAGAGGAGACGAAGAGGAAGGAAGAACACGACCCCUGAGGAGGAUGCCGGGGCGGCUGGUGGUGCAGCCAGUGCUCCUCAGAGUUUGUCAACGACACCAAGUUCGUCUAACGAGCCCACUGCAAGUGGAACUCUGGGUGCAACACCUAAGAGAGCUGUUGAGCCUCGUGACAAGCCGAAGGAGGAGGUGCCCCAGGUGGCGCAGCUGCCGCCAGCCCUGGCUGAUCCACCUCCGCAGAUACCCUCGCAGACGUCGACACCCAGUGACACCCCUCCCCAGGAAACGAAGAAGGACAAGAAGAAGAUGACACGUGAGGAGAGGAAGAUGGAGGCGAUAAUGAAGGCCUUCGAGAGGCUGGAGAAGGCGGAGCAGAGGAAGCAGGAGGUGCAGGCGAGAAACGCCCAGAGGAAGGAGUCCGGGGGUGCGCAGAGUGACAACGACGACAGGGAUCACCAGCCAAUUCUCAGUCAUCCCACGAAGACCCAGAAGCAUCACGUGGAGAGGCCUGUUCGACGUAAGAGGAGAAAGGGGAGAGCCAGGACCACCAGCACUUCCCAGUCGUCCAGCCACAGCAGAAGAACGAGAUUAAACUCUGCGGAUUCAGAUCUCUCCUCAGCUGACGACGAUCAUCUGGGGGCUCUGCAGUCCCCACCCUUGAGGCGGCCACCCUGCUCGUCACUCUCAUCAACCAGUCAAAUGUACUCUCCAUCGAAGAGUGAUAUGACAUUACGAGACUCUGGAAAUCCCAAUCCAGUGAUUCCCACAGCAGCUGAUCUCCUCCUGGCGCUGGCCAACUCCAAUGUCCCAGAUGCUGGGAGAUCAAUGUCACCAGAUCGAACCCUUCAGCAACCGGCGCUGAGUAAAAGCCCAACGUGUGACAGUGGGGCGAGCAGCAGCUCCCAGAGCUCGACACCGUCCACACCUCUGUCGUCAGCUUGUCUGCUCGUUGCUGCUGCUGUUGGGCCACUGGCGCCUGGCUUCAAAUUCCCAAAGACCAAAAAGGCGAUGAUGAAUGAGUGGCUGAGGGAGUCACCAGAUUUAUCCCAGCUGCCACCCAGGACCCUGCCUCUCGUCUCCACGAUUCCAGUGUCGAAGGAGUCACCUAAAGGAAGUGAUCAACUGUCCUCAGACUAUCUGAAUCAGUCCAUAAACUAUGGGGCCAAGAGUCUGGCGACUCUUGUUCAAGCUGCCAACUCAGUCUCUGGAAUUUGCGAUUCUCCUCCCCAGAGGAAGGGAGCAGCUUGUGCCAAUGCACAGAAUCCCCAGUGCCCUGUGUCAUCGGGAUCAGCUAAGAAACGGUGGUUGAGGCAGGCUAUAUCUGAAGAGUGCGAUUCACCGAACAGCAGGCCUGACAGCCCUCCCAAUGAGACUGUGGCUGCACCACCGAAGAAGAGGAGAAUAGCCAGGGAGAGUUUAUCCUCGGAUAAUUACACUCCGCCAACUACUCCCACCCCUUCCACUGCUGAUUGUGCUCUGAUGGGACUGGGCAUUGGCGAUCACUCGGUGUCGGCGUCUGUCGACAACGUCUCGGAGAGGCCGGCCUUCCUGUCCUCAUCGUCACGAUCGUUAUCCCCCACGACGUUGGAGAGACAGAUCAAGAGUUACUUGGACGCUGAGAUGAAGGAGGAGGAGCAGUCGGACAUGAAGAAAUGUGAGUUCUACGAUAUUUGUAAGAUUGAAAAAACCGGUGAAAUUGAUGAGGACAUACCCGUCAAACCUGAUAGCCCACAGGGGCUUGAUGACAAAUUAUGUUUGAGUAAUGCAAUGGUUGAUAUUAAAGUAGAUGAUUCGAUAAAAAUGGAAUUAAAAAAUGAACUGUCUGAGGGGGUGAAGGAUGAGCCGACGGAGGCAGACAGUAAUCAAGGUGAUAUUGAGUUUAAGUUAAACAUAAAGACUGAAAUCCAGAGUAAAUUGGAGGAAUCGAGUUUGGAUCUAAAUAUUAAAAUAAUAGAGAAUACGGUUUCUGUUUGCGAUAAGAGUGAGGAGAAGAAUGUUGACACUGUGGGGUUGGAGCCCAACGACACUGAGACUAGGCUUGAGUUUGAUAACAGCAGCACAUCGGAGCCAGGAAUAUCGAGUAUUAGUGUUAGUCCGAAGAAGGAGGAGAGCUUGGAGGAGGAGAGGUCGAAUGAGACCAGCAAGGACGAGCUGAAACUGGAUGAGCCCAUGUCGUUGGACGAAUUCGAUGUCGAGGCUCAGAUGAAGAAGAUCACUGGGGAUGAUGGGGACGACUACAAGGAGAAGAUUGAGAGCUCUUCGGAGAGGGACAAGAGUUUCGAUGGGAUUGAGGGCCUCAUGGAGAGCUCCAAGGAGGACUCGGGGUCCUCUGACAGAGACGACGACGUUGAGUUGAAUUUCAAGACUGUCAAGGCCUCUGGGGAUCAGGGGAGGGACGUCAAGGAGCCUGAUAACGUGGAGGAGCGAGCCUUCAAGGAAUUCGAGACCCUGGCUAGUCUCGAGGUGCUCAACGCUGCUAAGGAUUCACAGGAGCAGAGCAAAAAUGAGUCAAUUGCUGCUGCGGGCAAUUGCUCCUCGGAGGAAUCAAUGUUCGAUUCGAUAUCCAAUCUCGACUGCGAGUCUGUCAAUGAAUCCCCGAAGAUAUUUCAGUCGAUUCCACCGUUGAGUGAACGAAUUCGAAAGAAAAAUGAGAGCUCGUCGGCUCCCAAGAAACAGCUGGACUUCGAGGCGGCGAUUAUUGAAUCGACUAUUGAUAUGGAGUCGGUGGAGAUGUCGAAUGGCGAACACAAGACUGAAUUGUCCACUGCACUUCGUCAGCUGCUGGAGGGAAAGGUCGACCAGGAGCCAACGGUGGUGAAUAGUACGAGUUCGAUGGAUAAAGAGCCUGGAAGUCCACCGUUGCAGCAUAUCAAUGAGUCCCCAGAGGCCACACGUUCCCCAGAAAUUCCGAGUCUCGUGGCGAUUGAUGCGCCGAAAUGUGUGGAUCCAGUAUUAGUAGUUGCAGCUGCGAUUUCUCAAGUUCCACCCCCACCACCGCCUCCAUUGUCCCCUCAGGGGGUGCCACCGGUGCAGGCUGAGGUGAAGAGACUGAAGGAUCCACGAACGGCGCCUCAUGAGAGACCACCGCCGGACGCGCCUCCACCGAUCAAACGGAAAUUGUCGAUAUCGGAGUAUAGGAAGAGGAAACAGCAGUCUACGGGGACUCCAACUGAGCCUGAACCGGCGAAUGAUGCGUCCUCCUCGGAGAAGAGUCCGGGACGGGGGAGGUCGGACAGCGCCAGCAGUGGCACAUCUUCACUGAGCUCUGAUGAGGACAGUGCGAAGACCACUGUUGAGACUGCAAUGGCCUUGACUAAUUUGUCGCUGUUGACCGCUACUGAUGGCGAGGAACGGAAAGGCGGGGAGGAAGGAACAAUUGGUUGGUCAGCAGCACCAACUCUCGUCGAAAGACAAAGGGAAAACCUUACUGAAAGACUGAAACGUGAAUUUGGAUUGUUCCUAAGUGACGAUGAGGAAGAACGAGCUCGAAAACAAGGUCUAACAGCAGAAGCCAUCCUGAAGGCUCGAAAGCUGUCCUCCCCACCCCAAGUGACGCUAUCGGGUGCAGCAAUGACGUACAAUCCAGGAAUGCCCCCUCAACUACCACCUCAGCCCUACAUACCACCACCAGGCUCAGCACCAAUUCACUACACACUGUUGCCGGGUAAGGCUACGUCCAGCCAGCAGUACCAAAAUUUCACCCCCCCAAAUCCACCCCCCACAACAUCCCCAAGUGGUGCUACCAAUCCCCCCAAACAGCCCCCCCAAUUCCUCAUGCCCCAAGCCCCCCCAGGCUCAAACCCCUAUCCCCCCCAAUUUCCCCCCACCGCAAGUGCUAUCGUCACAGCUCCCCUCUUCACUCCAAACACCCCCCCCCCCCCCCCCCCCCCCCCCCCCCCCCCCCCAUGA
Molecule: messenger RNA, 8269 nt
Organism: Diachasma alloeum
Lineage: Eukaryota; Metazoa; Arthropoda; Insecta; Hymenoptera; Braconidae
Gene: upSET
Exons: 6
Coding region: 620-8269 (2549 amino acids)
Molecular function (GO): protein binding
Source: RefSeq, a predicted model, not a curated record